This is a messenger RNA of Perca fluviatilis (European perch), 1582 nucleotides long. RefSeq lists its product as uncharacterized. The record is from RefSeq and is a predicted model, not a curated record. Lineage: Eukaryota; Metazoa; Chordata; Actinopteri; Perciformes; Percidae. The transcript is spliced from 2 exons. The coding region runs from base 117 to 938 and encodes 273 amino acids.
AACAGCAUCAAUUAUUGUUUAAGAGACCUAAUUGUUUUUAUUUCAGUUUUUACUGAUGAAGACAUUUUAAAGCACAUUUUUCUGGAUAAAGAGGUUUCUGGAUUGUGUUUGGCUCCAUGUCUGAACUGGAGGGGCUGAGACUGGUGGUGAAACAGAGAAUUGAUGCGGCUGCUGAGGAGAUUUUUGGGCUGCUGAAAACUAGAGCAGAUUACGAGGAGCAACUUUCUCGUUUUAAAGAAUCUGAACGACGACACAAACUACUGGACGAUGUUUUCAACCCUAAAGUUCAGCUACACAGAUCAGAUUGUUGGAUUAAAGGCGAUUUCCCCCCUGAGUGGAUCCCCGGACUGGACAAGGAGGACACAGACCCCCUCCACAUAAAAGAGGAGCAGGAGAAAGUCUGGAUCGGUCUGGAGGGAGAGCAGCUCAAUGGGCUGGAGGAGGCCGACAUCGCCCGCUUCUCUUUCACUCCUGUUCCUGUGAAGAUUAAAGAUGAAGAUCGGUCUUCACAGCUCCAUCAAAGCCCAAAGCAGGACAACAGAGAGGCAGAGCCUCCAGCCGGCUGCUCAGCUACGCAGAUAAAAACAGAAACCGAUGGAGAGGACCGUGGAGGAUCAGAACCAGCCAGGAACCCAGAACCAGAUACUGAAUCACAACCAAAUACUGACGAUGAAAGGGAUACUGACGAUGAAAGGGCUUCAGACUCCUCUGACACUGAAUUCAGUUAUGAUGAUUGGCAAAAAUCUUUGUCAGAUUCCGGAUCUGAAACUGAAGACAGUGAUUGGAUGGAGACCAGGGCACCUGAGCCGGCUGCAAAUGCUCUGAAAUCUAAGGAAGUCCCUUUAAGUGAUGAGGGAUGUAACACUGGCAAAAAUCCUUUAGCUUCUUUAAGUGUAGUAGAAGAUUUUACUACAAGGAAUGGCUUCAGAGUCACAUGACAUGUCAUUUUGGAAAGAGGUCUUCCAGAUGUUUGGUUCGUAAGAAAUGUUUGAGAGCGAAGCAAAAGGUGGAUUCACAGACCAGAGUCAACGCAGGAGAGAAACUAUCGGGUUGUGAUGUUUGUGGGAAAAGAUUUAACCAUCGGUCAAAUCUUAAGUCACACAUGAGAAUCCACACAGCACAGAAACCAUUUGGUUGUGAUGUCUGUGGGAAAAAAUUUAACCAUCGGUCAACUCUUAAGAUACACAUGAGAGUCCACACAGGAGAGAAACCGUUUGGUUGUGAUGUUUGUGGGAAAAGAUUUAACCAGUUACCACAUCUUAAGACACACAUCAGAAUUCACAUAGGAAAAAAACCGUUUGGUUGUGAUGUUUGUGGGAAGAAAUUUAUAGGGAAGGGAAAUUUUAAGCGACACACGAGAGUCCACACAGGAGAGAAGCCAUUUGGUUGUGAUGUUUGUGGAAAGAAAUUUACACGGAAGGGAAGUUUGAAGACACACAUGAGAGUCCACACAGGAGAAAAACCGUUUGGUUGUAUUGUUUGUAGGAAGAAAUUUACCAUGAAGGCAACUGUGAAGUCACACAUGAGAAUCCACACAGGAGAGAAACCGUUUGGUUGUGAUGUUUGUAGGAAGAAAUUUACA